AUGAAUCAGUCGCGAGAUGCUGGGGAGAUGGAGUCAAAGCGGGAGAAAGGGUCAAAGGUGAAGAAGAAGGAGAAGAAGGAGAAGAAAGAGAAGAAAGAGAAGAAGCUGAAGAGCGGUGCGCUGAAUGGUGGAUCAGACGAAGCAGUGGAGAGCGUUGCGGCUGCAGAAGCGGGGAGACAGUCGCAGCCACCAGAGGAGAAGGGGAAUAAGGGAGAGAUGGAGGAGGGUAUUCGGAAGAAGGGUGAUCGGAAGAAAGGGUCAAAGCGGGUGAAGGGAGCGAAGCUUGAGAAGGAGUCAAAUCGCAAGGGAUGCGCUGAGGCUGCUGCCGCAGAGGAGCAGUCAAAGCAGAAAAAGGUGUCAAAGCGGGAGAGGGAGUCAAAUCGGGGAAAGGAAUCGGAACGGAAGAAGGCAUUGAGUAGCGGCGGUAAUGCAGAUGAGUCAGCGACAGAUGGUCAGGAUACAGCAGCAGGUGCCAAGGAGGCAGCAGCGGAGGCAGAGUGUCGAGCUGAAGGGUCUAAGCGGGCGAAGAAGGGGUCAAAGCGGAAGAGAUCUGCGAGUGGCGACGUGGACGCUAGCAGCGGCGGAGAUGAGGCUGUGGCAGGGAUGGAGGCUGCAGCAGAGGUGGAGCAGUCAAUCGGAAAGGAGAAAAGGAAGAAGGCGAAGCGGGAAGGAGCCGUGCGUGAUGGGUCUACCAAUGAGGCAGCUGAUGGUGUUACGGUUGCAGCAGAAGCGGAGCAAUCACCUGAGAAAAAGAAAAAGAAGAAGAAGAAGCAGAAACUGGCUGUGCGUGAGGGGGCGAAUGAGGCAGCUAAUGAGGCAGCUGCAGGUGAUAAUACUGGAACAGAAGCGGAGGAAUCACGUGUGGAGAGGAAGAAAAAGAAGUCGAAGCUGAAAGGAGCUGUGGAUAACGGGGUUGUUAGUGAGGCAGUGACAGGUGCUGGUGUUUCAGCAGAGGAGUUGCAAGCACAUGGGACGAAGGAAGAGACGAAGGAAACGAAGACGAAAGAAAAGAAAAAGUCAAAACGGAAACGGACUGAUGAGGGUGUUGCCAGUGAGGCUGCUGCAGGUGAUGAUGCAGCAGCAGAAGCAGAGCAAUCACGUGUGGGGAAGAAGAAGAAAAAGAAGAAGUCGAAGCGGGAACGAGCUGCUAGAGAUGGGGUGAAGGAGGAAGAGACAGGUGCUGAGUUUGCAGAGGAACUUCUUCAGGAGCAUGAUGCAUCGUUACCAGGUGGUUCAGAGGUGGCAGCAGCAGAGGAAGGGUCUCAGGUGAAGGGGAGGAAAAGGGAAUCAAAGCAAGAAAAGGGGUCAAAGCGGGAGAAGGCGAAACAGAAGAGAGGGGAUAACGGUAUCGAGGAAACCAGCAGCAUCGGGAAUGGUGCAGCGGCAACAGAAGGGGUUGGGGUUGCAGCAGCAGGGGAGCAGCCGAGAGCGAGCGGGUCAAAGCGGGAGAAGAAGGCAAAACGGAAGAGAGCUUUGGGUAGUGGCAGCAAGGAGAACGGUAGCAGGACUGAUGGAGUGGCAGCGGUAGGGGUGGGGGUUGCUGUAGCAGAGGAAGAGCAACCGCGGGUGAAGGGAUUGAAACGUAGACGGGUUUCAGUCCCUAGCGCUCUUGGGGAAGCUGCUGCGGCGAAAUCCCGCGAUGUUUGCGACUGA
This is a messenger RNA of Closterium sp. Naga37s-1, 1653 nucleotides long. NCBI's taxonomy places the organism in Eukaryota, Viridiplantae, Streptophyta, Zygnematophyceae, Desmidiales, Closteriaceae. The record is from the annotation of a GenBank genome assembly.